Neoarius graeffei (lesser salmon catfish) is the source of this 10030-nucleotide messenger RNA. It is a transcript of the gene nsun5, whose product is annotated as NOP2/Sun RNA methyltransferase 5. The record is from RefSeq and is a predicted model, not a curated record. Bases 8698 to 9969 code for a protein of 423 amino acids. Gene Ontology annotation, biological process: rRNA base methylation. Gene Ontology annotation, cellular component: nucleolus. NCBI's taxonomy places the organism in Eukaryota, Metazoa, Chordata, Actinopteri, Siluriformes, Ariidae. The transcript has 6 exons. Gene Ontology annotation, molecular function: methyltransferase activity.
AAAAAUUUUAACGGGGUAUGUACACUUUUUUAUAUUCAACGUAACACUAGUAGUCUCUUGUCUCAUUUUGAUUUUUCCCGCUUGAAAGAGAUGCUGAUGCAGUGCCCUUGCUUUGUUAUGGUAAAUGGAGAAUGUUUCAAGUUCACUAAUUGGACAAGGAUAUAGGUAACAUCAGUUCAUUAUAUUUACUAAGGAUGCCACUGAAAAUGGUCACAGACAGCAUGGGGGGGAACGAAAUAAAGAUUAACUAGACCUGCGACAAAGUGUACAAUCUAACUGUGUGACACAUUCAUGGAUUGGGGAAUGAGGAACUGGGAGACAGGCUUAACAACUCAAGGUCUUUUUUUUUCUCCUUCACUUUCAUCUUUCAGUGAUUUUAUUUUCCCAUGUGCAUGCGCACAGACGCUACACGUGGGGUGACGCAGCUCUCUCUCUGGUUACUGGCUAUUUGAAAAACACAAGUCACACCUUAGUAGACAGCCAGUAAUUAACCACAGUUGCAAUUCAUCACGUUACCUGCUGGGGACAAUUUUGUCCCCAGCCGUCUGUCUGAUGUGUCAGUCUGCAAAACAGAAGGGAGAGAAAAGUCAGGUGAAUGCAACAGUGGGACCCCACGCAAAACCUCUAACUUGUGCAAAAGCUUGUUAGCAUGACUCCAUCCACUGGACUGGAUCUGGUGCCCCCUUUUUAGUGAGGUCUGUCAGCAGGCUGGUGAUAUCUGAAAAAUUAGGCACAAACCACGUAUAAUAGCCAGUCAGCCUCAGGAACUGCCUCAUCCCCUAUUUGGUCUUGGGUCUCAGACAGGCUGCAAUUGCUGCUGUCUUAUCAAUUUGGGGAUGCACCUGCCCAUGACCCAAGUGAAAGCCCAGAUACUGUACUUCCACUCACCCAAUUGCACACUCCCUCAGGUUUGCUGUGAGUCCCAUGCACCUCGGCGAUCUCAGGAUAGUCCUCAGGUGUUGUAAAUGCCGAUGCUAGUCAUUACUAUAAAUAAUGAUGUCAUCUGAACGGGCAGUGGCAUACACACUGUGGGGAUGGAGGAUUCUGUCCAUGAGACACUGGGGCCCCAAAUGGAAGGGUGAUGAAUUGGUGUAACUCAAAAGAUGUGGAAAAGGCCAUUUUUUUUCCCCACGGGAUAAUGCAGUUAAGGGGAUCUGUCAGUUUCCCUUAGUCAAAUCCAGGGUUGAAUAAAAGUGAGGUGUGCCUAACCAAUUGAGCAGUUCAUCAAUACAAAGCAUCGGACAUGUGUCAAAUUUAGACACCGCAUUAACUUUUUUUCUAGAGUUUACACAGAACCAGACCGUCCCAUCGGUCUUGGGAACUAAGACAACCCGACUGCUCCAGUCGCUCAAUUAUCUCAGUUGCCCCCAUGUUGAGCAUUGCUUUGAAUUCAUCCCAAACCACUUUUUUAUUUUUAUUUAUUCAUUUUUGUGUGCACGUGUGCGUGUAUUCAGGGAGCUGAUAUGGGUGGCUCUGCACCACCACCCUUGGGAAAGUCUCUGUGUGGUGCCCUAUGAGGUUUGUGUGACUGGAAAGAGGCAAAAACACCAUUGCAGAAUUCCUCCUGCAACCUGAUAACCUGUGCUCUUUGACUGUGAGAGGUGGUCUCCAUAAGGGACCGGGGUGAAUUGGGCUGCACUUUUUGGACUUGCCUCCAGUCCCAGCUCCACCCUCUUGGGAACUACCAGAGCCACAGGAACCUCCUCUCUCCAUGGUUUCAGGAAGUUGAGGUAGUAAAUUUGACCAGUAUUUCCCCAUCCGUGUGCUUGACCUCAUAAUUGACUUCCCUGAUUCGCCGUGUGACCUCAAAGAGCCCUUGCCAGUUGGUGAGUAAUUUUGACUCAACAUGGGCAGUAAAAUGAGCACUUUAUCUUCUGGUGCAAAUUCCUUUAGCCGUGUCCCUAUGUUGUCCAGGUGGGAUUGAUGUUCUUGCGCCUGUAGCAAAUUCUCCUGUGUUAUGUGACUCAGUGUGUGGAGUUUUGCUCUCAAGUCAAGAAUGUACUGAAUUUCAUUUUUUUUUUUUUGAGAACGUCCUUCCCAGUUUUCUGUAAUGAUGUCUAAGAUGCCACGAAACUUGCACCCAUAUAACAAUUCAAAUGGGGAAAACCUGGUGGAGGCUUAUGGGACCUUGCCCACUGCAAACAGAGGGUCAAGCCACUUCUCUCAGUUUCUAGCAUCCCUGUGAACAAACUUGCAAAUCAUGUUUUUAAGUGUUUGAUUUAAUCAUUCUAUCAGUCUAUCCUUUUGCGGAUGGUUAAAACUAGUACAAAUUGAUUUAAUCCCCAAUAGUUUGUACAGUCAGCAUAGUGUACAUGACAAAGUAGUGCCUUGAUCAGUCAGGAUUUCUUUUGGAAUCCCGACUCGGAAGCGAAUGCAGAAGAGUGCCUCUGCAAAACUACGUGCAGAGAGAUUGCGGCGAGGCAUUGCUUCCGGGUAUCGUGUUGCAUAAUCCACUAUGAUGAACAUAAGCGAUACCCUCAUGCAGGUUGAUCUAAUAACCUGACUAGAUCCAUGCCAUUUCUCUUGAAGAGGAUCUCUAUUAGAGGUAAUGGGUGCAGUGGCUCUUUUGGAGUAGCUGCUGGAUUCACCAGCUGGCAUUCACGACAAGCCCACUUAUAGACAUCUGUGUGAAUUCCUGGCUGAUCGAAGUGGGUCAUGAGAAGUGCUUGUUUUAUUCUGAUCUAAAUGCCCAGCCCAAGGAUUAUGAUGAGCCACAUGGGAAAAAAAGUUCCCUAUGGCAUUUUGGGACCAACAACUGUGUUGUCUCUUCUUUAUUCUGAGGGUCCUGCACCAUUCAAUAUAGCCUGUCCUUAAUAAUGGCAAGGCAAGUUUAUUUAUAUAGCGCAUUUCAUACACAGUGGCAGUUCAAUGUGCUUUACAGAGGUAAAAGCAAAACAGUAAACAAUAGAAAAUAAAAUUACAUAAAAUAAAGGGGGAAGAAGAGAGAAAGUUCAGUAAAAACAGCAGAAUAAAAUGGAAUAAAAGUUAAGUAAAGUUUAAGACAUGCAAAGACUGUAAAAGUUAAGUAAGGUUUAAAACAUGUAAAGAUGAUGAUAUUUAUCAGUUAGCAGAAAGCAUCUGAAAACAGCCUGGUCUUAAUCUAGAUUUGAAGCUGCCAACAGCAGGAGCAUUUUUAAUGUCCUCUGGGAGUUGGUUCCAUAGCUGUACUGCAUAGUAGCUAAAAGCUGCUUCACCACACUUUGUUUUAACAGGUUUUACCAGUAAAUUUUGCUGCUGCGAUCUGGUAGAUCUGAUUGGGUUAGGCCGCUGCAACAUAUCAGAGAGGUAAUUGGGCCCUGUACCAUUUAGAGAUUUGUACACCAGCAGCAAUACUUUAAAGUCAAUUCUGUAGCUUACUGGAAGCCAGUGAAGGGACCUUAGAAUUGGAGUAAUAUGCUCUGUUCUUUUUGUUCGUGUGAGAACCCUAGCCGCUGCAUUUUGAACCAGCUGAAGUCGUUUGAUGGUCUUUUUUGGCAGGCCUGUGAAAAGGCCAUUGUAGUAAUUAGACCCCGAAGCCGUUUGUUUUCAGGAUAAUGGCUGGCUGAUGAAAUUAUUGGCUGGCUAGCUGACUCAGCUAAAACCUUAAUGGCUGCUGCAGCCACCAAAAUGUUUAUGGCUACAAAUGGCUGAUACUGGACGUCACUGUGUGGCAUAUAUCCGGGCGAACGGAUCAAACAAACGGGGGGAAUAAAUAGCAAAUUACCACAGGUACCCUGGUCUCUUACUUCAUUGUAAAUAUAAAUCUAGCAAGAUUGUAGUUCAAUGCUAAUAAUAAGCUAAUCUGGAUUGUUCGAGGAAGGCAUCUAGCUAUCUACUCUCACUAGCAAUGACCAGUGAAGGACUGGCAGCUAUCUUACUAUGAUGAAAGUAGAGUGGUGGAGUACUUUUUUUUUUUUUUUUUUUUAUCAAUCUCGAAGUAUGUGAAACAAACAAACAAAAAAAUACCUUUACACUUUCCCUCAGCAGCGGCAAAGAAUGCAGCCAUCUCGUCGAUAUCGGAGUCGAUUGAUGCUCUGGGUGGGUUCCCGGGUUCCCCAGUGUAUCGUGGUAACGGUGUGAGGGGCGGGAAGCCAGACAGGUAGUCACAACGGCAAGCUUGUGGUAGCUCUCUGUGCUGUGAUAUCAGUUCUAAAUCUCUACAGUGUAUGCCUAUACAUCUCUAUUGUGUUACUACUAGUGUGUACAGUUGAUCAUGUUUGUGUCACUUUUCUUGUAGCUCAUGAUGUGGAUAAACCCAUUAUUUGAUGUACACAAUUCUUAGUGGCUCAGCCAAAUUUUAUUAGAUAGCGGCUCAAAUUGGCUUACAAAAUUAUUGGCUGGCGGCGGCUCAAAUUCUAAAUGGCGGUUCUGGCGGCGGCUUUGGGGUCAAGUAGUAAUCAAUCCUACUAGAGAUGAAGGCAUGUAUAAGUUUUUCCAGAUCAUUUUUUGACAUAAGUCCUCUUAGUUUGGAAAUGUUUUUUAGGUGAUAAAAUGACGAUUUAGUGAUUGCUUUCAUGUAACUGUCAAAGUUUAGCUCGCUGUCAAUGAAAACACCAAGAUUUUUAACCAUAUCUUUUGUUUUAAUCCCCUUUGUGUCAAGAAUAGUGGUAAUCCUGAGUCUUUCAUCUUUUUUUCCCAAAUAGAAUUACUUCUGUUUUAUCUGUGUUCAGCUGGAGAAAAUUUUGUGACAUCCAGUUGUUGAUUUGGUCGAUACACUGGUAGAGACAUUCAAGGGGGGCAUAAUCAUUAGGUGAUUGAGCAAAAUAAAUUUGGGUGUCAUCUGCAUAGCAGUGAUACAACACUGAGUUGUUCUUGAUAAUUUGUCCAAGUGGGAGCAUAUGAAGGUUGAAUAGUAAUGGUCCAAGGAUCGACCCCUGGGGGACACCACAGGUCAAGGACAUUGAUGUUGAGGUACAAUUUCCCAUGGUAACAAAGAAGCUUCUAUCUUUUAAGUAUGAUUUUAACCAAUUGAUAACUUUACCAGUCAACCCAACCCAGUGUUCAAGUCGAUAUGGCAGUAUGUUGUGAUCAACAGUAUCAAAAGCUGCACGGAGUUCCAGUAACCCCAGGACCGAUGUUUUGCCUGCAUCAGUAUUGAGACAUAUGUCAUUUAUAACUUUAAUGAGCGCUGUUUCAGUGCUAUGAUUAGCACGAAAUCCUGACUGAAAGUUAUCAAAGCAGCUGUUUGAUAUCAAGAAGGCAGUUAAUUGAUUGAAGACAAUUUUUUCAAGGAUUUUCCCGAUGAAUGGUAGAUUUGAUAUUGGCCUGUAGUUGUUCAAUACUGAAGCAUCUAGAUUAUUCUUUUUAAGUAGGGGCUUUACAACAGCUUUUUUCAGGGACGCAGGAAAAAUGCCAGUCUCUAGGGAUGUAUUUGUGAUCUGAAGCACAUCUGUAAUUAUAAGGUGAAGAACAGACUUAAAGUUGGUGGGCAGAAUGUCCAAUUCAGAUGUUGAGGAACUGAGAUUUUGUACAGUUUUUUCAAGAGUCUCAUAAUCAAUCAAACUAAAUUCUGACAUUGUGUUGAAAUUCUCUGUGUCACUGGUGAAGAAGAUGGCAAAGUAUGGGUAGGACAGUGCAACAUGAGGCUGGAGGUUUGACCAUCGAUUACUCUCACUUGGUUGUUGUGAGGUCCCAUCUUGGUGAGGGUGAUGGGAGGGCAGCCCACGGAUGCGGUGAUUCCUGCUGCUGGGGUAUCCUCCAGUGUAACUGGGCUCCGGAACACCUGACAAGCCUCCUAUUGGCCCCUGAGCCGGGCUUGUAAAUGCCGGUCCUGCCCGGUGCACAGGGUGACCAGCUCUUGGUGCUGAGUUUGCUGGGUGACACCGAGGGCGCACAUCAGUUCCCUGAGUGGCGAGGACUCCAUGGCAGCGUUUGUUUCUCAGUCCUGGGUUUUGGCACAGUGUGACACACUCAUGGGUGAAAAGCAAAAAAGUUAAUAUAAAAGUCUGGUUUCUUGCCAAGUGAUGAAAGGUUAAUAUAUUCUCAUUACAUGUAAACUAAAAUGUUUUCAAACUAUUUUGAUGAUUAUUCGUCAGGCGGUAUUUAUUUAUAUUUGGAGGCUACUUUGCAAAAUUUGCCAAGUCUUGUUUUUGGUAAUAUACAAGUUCAGAUAUAAAUUCAUAAAUCUGGACUUGUAAUGUUUGUAGGCUGCUGUUUCAUAGUUAAUUAUGCAGGGGAACUUUGCGCAUAAAAAGAUCCCUGAAACCUUAUGUAGGAAAUUGGUAUAAAAGUAUUACAUCAUUAAUAUGCAAUUAUUAUAUCCAUAAUGGAGCACUUGCAUGUGACGUCACAGCCGAUCCAGAUUGUGACAGACGCCAUCUUGUCGGUCAAACGCCAUAUUCCGCCUUCUACUUCUGGUUCUACUUCUGCUUUUACUUCUACCUUUUCUUCUGGAAAACCCUACUAUAUACAAUUCUACUACAAUGGUUGCGGCUACAAGCUCUCCCUACCUGUGCACGUUUGUUUUUUGUGUGUAUUUUUGCGUGUUGUUCGUCUGUACCGGACUUCAAUAUCCACUACAACCGUAUGGACUUACUGGACAUUGGUUUCCAGCAGAAAAUGACGGUUUGUAGCGAUUUCCAUCGCAUGCACAACAUUCCGGACGAGAAAAAAAAAACAUUCUGGACGAGAUAGCGAGACCAGCGGGGUCUCCGUGGAUUGUUAUCGGAAGCAAAGCGAAGGAGGCGGCGCCAGGAGCGGAAGCAAAAGAGAGACUGCAGAGCCGGCCUGUUGACUAAGCUCAGAAAACAGCCACUCAAACCUCCACUGCUAAGCCUCUACCUCUCCAACGCCAGAUCCAUGUAAACAAGACGGACGAUUUGGAAUUACCUUAUUCUAUUCUAUAAUCGGCUGGUCAGUGUAUCUAGUAUCAGUACUAGUAAUACUUAAGUGACUUACCCAUCCAAUGAGGAUUCUUGUUUACAAGAUGCCACAUCUGAGUCGCUGACAAAUCCUGAAUUUCUGUAAAGAUAACUGUCCAGAGAUUUAUAAGCAUGCAGUGCUUCACCACUGAACAGCGAGGGAAAGUUAAUGAGGUAAUUAUACACGUCUGGGUAUUCCGCUGGCAGUUCAAAAUCCGGUCGUGAAAACUCCGUCCGGUAAGCCAUAAGGGUUACAAAUCUGUAGAUCGUUUAUUUUAGACAUAUAUCUAGUUAUCUGUUCAUUAGAAAAAUGAGCCGUGUAGUCCGUCGGUUGAAAUUGAUCCAUUCUGUACACGAGUGCAGCAGUAUUCAGCGGUGUUUUUGACCGACAAGAUGGCGGUUGUGUACUUUCCGGUCACGUGACUGCAAGAUCUCUAUAGGUGUUAUGUGUGGCACACAACCUUUUUUACUCGGGUCAAAAGCAUGGUUCAUACAUUAGAAUACCCAUUUAACCCUAAAAGGACCUCAACUACUGAGUGGGAUCAGUUCGAACCUCAGAGGUGGUGUGCCGCUCAGUCUAAAGCACUAUUCGCACGGGAUUAGUAUUACCUGUGAACCUCUGGCGAUUUGUAAUAAUUGCAGAUAAUGUCUGAGAUGUUAGUCCCGUGUGAAUGCGCCAUGUCUAUAAUUUGUAAAGUAAUAAUUCCGCCGCAAAUUACCUACUAUAUUUUGUCAAACACAGACGUCCAGUGACAAUACUAGUCCCGUGCGAAUACGCAUGUCCGUGUUUGUUAUUGUAAUUGCGUGCGUUUUAUAUCUUUUCCGGUUACUGUGAGUAGGCUAAUGGAGGCUACGGUUGAAAUUUUCAUGAGUACUGUUUUAGGGGCAAGUGGUAGUCGUGCCCCAUACCACACUACAUGGAAUCUGCUUCCCAAAAACAGCAAGAAAUCCAAGAGGAGAGCUCGGAGAUUUUUGACCUGGAUGACUUGUGUGGCUGCUUUCGGUAAGGAACAUUUUUAAUAUUUCAUAGCUAUAGCCAGGCCAUAUCCUCCAUGGACAUAGCAAUAUUGACGGCUAUCUGAAGUUGUGGCCUAUGACUUUUUGCCUAUCAAUGACGGGCAUUUCUUAUUAAUUCCUAAUAGGUUGGAUACUUGGUGCUAUUUUUAUGCCAACUGUUUUUAAUCCUUAUUUGUUAAUUUAUCCAUAUACUUACUACAGUAAUAUGUCAACACUGCCAACAUGCUUGUACUGAAUUGUUAGCAGACACCUUUACACUACCUACCCAACCUCUUCCUUUCAGCUGAUGUAUGGUACCCUCAAAGAACACCACGGGACAGAGGCCAGUCUUUCUGGGAAAUGGAGGUGCUUGGGAACUUUGUGGAGAAAGACUGGUACCUGAACUUCAGAAUGCCCCAAGAUGCCUUCAGGAAACUGUGUGACCAGCUGCGCCCAUAUGUCAACCCCAAAACCACUAACAUGCUGGCACCAGUACCUUUAGAGAAGAGGGUGGCACUCACCAUUUGCAGGCUUGCUAGUAAUGUGGAGUUUCACGACGUUGCCAACCUGUUUGGUAUUGGGACCAGCACAGCCUGCAACAUCAUCUGGCAGGUGUGCGAGGCGCUGAGCGAACUCAGGAAGAUUUAUGUGAAGAGGCCAAAAUCUGUCCCAGAACUCACAUCACACAUUGCUGGUUUUGAGAGGAAGACAGGAUUCCCCAUGUGUGUUGGUGCUUUGGAUGGCACACAUAUUCCAAUCAUUGCCCCACAAAGCUAUCCUCCUGAUUACUACAACAGAAAAGGGUGGUAUAGUGUUGUACUACAAGGGCUUGUAGACCACACCUACAAGUUCAUGGACUUUGAUGUUGGGUGGCCUGGAAAGUGCCAUGACGCAUAUGUUUGAGUGCUCCCGUCUGUGCCGCAAGCUGGAGGAUGGCACCUUUUUCCCUCCAGUCACCAGGACCAUCCAAGGGGUCAACAUACCUGCCCUGAUUGUAGCAGAUUCUGCGUACAGCUUAACCAGCAACAUUAUGAAGCCAUUCCCAGAUGGAGUAAGGGGACCAAGAGCAGCCUACAAUGCUUGCCUAAGCCACGCACGCAUACACGUGGAACAUGCAUUUGGUUGUCUCAAGGGUCGCUGGCGAUGCAUAAUGAAGAGGUAUGAUUCCGAAACCAAAAGAGUGAAACACGUUGUAGCUGCUUGUAUAGUGUUGCACAACUUUUGUGAGAUGCAGAUUGUUGCUUACCAGGAAACCCAGGAAGAAAUGUUUGAGCAGCCAGAGGCAGGACCACAGCAGCAGGGUGCACUUGAUGACUUCUCCCCAGCAGAGCGCAUACGAGAAGCAUUGGCCAGCUGUCUCCCUGCGUUCCUCCUGGACCCCCCAGUUGGAGGCCAUGUGAUUGAUGCCUGUGCAGCUCCUGGGAAUAAAACCAGCCAUCUGGCAGCCAUUAUGAAGAAUAAAGGCAAACUUUUUGCUUUCGACAUUGAUACAAAGCGACUCUCUACCAUGAGCACUCUCCUCCUUCGUGCUGGAGUCACAUGCCAUCAGUUGGCCAAUGAGGAUUUUCUGAAGGUGGAUCCACUUUCCCCAGCAUACAAGGAUGUGAAGCACAUCCUUCUUGAUCCAUCAUGCAGUGGUUCAGGAAUGGUGUGUCUGCAUGAUGGUGGCUCAGAAGAUCAGGAGCAGGACCCUGAGCGUCUGAAAGCACUAGCUGCAUUUCAGCUGCACUGCCUGAACCAUGCACUGAAGUUCCCAAAGCUCCAGCGCCUUGUCUACUCCACCUGCUCCAUCCAUCCACAGGAGAAUGAGGAAGUCGUGUCUGUCUGUCUUGAGAAAAAUCCUGAUUUUAGACUAAUUCAUCUUCUUCCUGAGUGGCCUGAACGGGGUCAUGACCCACUGACGCAGUGUCUCAGAGCCAGCACUACAAAAACCUUCACUCACGGCUUCUUCGUAGCCAUGCUGGAAAGGCAGGCUACUCCAAAGAGGGAAAGCCUUGAUGAACAGCCGCCUUCCAUAAGUGAGUCUUCUGAUGAAGAGGAGCCAAUAGAAGUAUCUGUGGACGAACAACUUCAGCCUCCUACAGCAAAGAAAAGGCGAAGGAAUAGAAAGAAAUCCAAAAAGCAGACAUCUUAAAAUGUUCACUUUUAUAACCAUUGAAUUUUUUUAGUGUCUCAUAAAACCUGUUUAAAAAGUC